Messenger RNA from Micropterus salmoides (largemouth bass), 1498 nucleotides. It is a transcript of the gene mrps9, whose product is annotated as mitochondrial ribosomal protein S9. Gene Ontology annotation, biological process: translation. The record is from RefSeq and is a predicted model, not a curated record. Gene Ontology annotation, molecular function: structural constituent of ribosome; RNA binding. Gene Ontology annotation, cellular component: ribosome; mitochondrial small ribosomal subunit. The transcript has 11 exons. Lineage: Eukaryota; Metazoa; Chordata; Actinopteri; Centrarchiformes; Centrarchidae. The coding region runs from base 38 to 1195 and encodes 385 amino acids.
ACAACUUCCGCCGUUGACGUCACUGUUGUCAGCAAAAAUGGCGGCGUCGUGUGUGCGAACCGUGGCACCGUUUCUUGGAAAAUGUCGGAAUUACAGCUCGAGUGUAAACAAAGUCACGUCUCAGUUAAGCCGACAGGUUCUGAGCAGGCAGAUAUGUGUGAGCUCUGCCCUCCACAGAAAGAACCUGGCGGCUGCAGGGCCAGAGAAGUUCACAGUGGAGUUCAUCCAGAAGCAGAUGGAGGAGUUUAAUAUCGGGAAACGGCACCUGGCUAACAUUAUGGGAGAAGACCCCGAGAACUUCACGCAGGAGGACGUAGAUAGGAGCAUCGCCUACCUCUUCCCCUCUGGCCUGUUUGAGAAGAAAGCUCGGCCCCUCAUGAAGCAUCCAGAGGAAAUAUUUCCAAGGCAGAGAGCGGUCCAGUGGGGAGCGGACGGACGGCCGUUCCACUUCCUGUUUUACACCGGCAAACAGUCCUACUACUCCCUGAUGCAUGAAAUGUACAACAAAAUCCUGAACAUAGAGAAGUACCAGGAUCGCCUGAGAGCCAAGGGACUCUUCUCCCGGGACGUCAAGCAGAUCUCUCUAGGCACAAGCAGGUGGCUCACAAAGGAGGAGCUGGAGGCGCUGCUGGUGGAGACCAUCUCCACGCAUGACUAUGAUCGCUUCAUCCAGCUGAUGGAGCGUCUGCUGUCCAUGCCCUACUGCGCCACAGAGCAGGAGUUUGUCCUGCGGUACCGCCGGCAACUGGAGGCCCAGUCCAGGAAGCAAAUGGUCCCACUGCUAGAGAGAGAUGAGCGGGGCGUGUCCUUCAGCACCUCAGAGGGUCGGAGGAAGACGUCUAACUCCUCUGUGGUUCUUCGAGACUGCGGCUCCGGACGCAUCACCAUCAACAGCCAAGACUACCUGCACUACUUCCCAGUACUGCAGGACAGAGAGCAGCUGAUGUUCCCGCUGCAGUUCAUGGGCAUGCUGGGACGCUUUGACCUGGAGUGCACCGUGAGCGGCGGCGGGCGGUCCAGCCAGGCGGGGGCGCUGCGGCUCGCCAUCUCCCGCGCCAUCCUCAGCUUCCUGUCCGAGGGAGAGGUGGAGACCAUGAGACAAGCUGGUCUGCUGACCCCCGACCCGAGAGUGAGGGAGAGGAAGAAGCCGGGCCAGGAGGGAGCGAGAAAGAAGUUCACCUGGAAGAAACGCUGAGAAGGCGGAUCACCUCACCUGAACUCUAAUAUGAAACAUUCACACUGACAUCUGGUUAUCAACGUGCCCCCAUUGGAAGUGAUUCUUCAUCUUUUUCCAAGAGGCCACAUUACUUGUGUAGUUUAUUUAAGCUCUUGGAAGAGCAAACAGCUAGAUGUCUUGUUUCAAGAGGCAGCCCUGACUCAACGAGCUGCAAUGAGUUGCUUCAGCCACCAGAUGGAAGUGUGUGUCAAGGAAUACAUGAAAGUGGAAUACAUUUAUCAAUAUGCUGAAACAAUAAAUACUGUUUUUCACAUAAAAAUA